AAUACACACUUUAAGAAGUGUGUUUGUUUUAUUUCAAUUCUGUGAUUUUACAAUAAACAAAAAUUUAACAACAAAAAUAUAAAAGAGAUAUAAAAAUUAAAGAAAAAAAUAAUAACAAUAACAAAUUUUUAUAUGAGUGUAGUAACAUUGUCAAAAUAAAAUACAUAAACAAAAAAUACCUACUAUAAAGAGAUCGAAAAAAAAAACAAUUGCGGCAUUUGUUACGUUUAAGUGAUCGUCAGUCAAAAAGUUUGUUCUUGUAGACGUACAACAACAAUAAUAAUAAUAACAGCAACAACAACAACAACCACCACCACAAACAACUAUUACAGCAUUUAACCACCAUGGCCAUGUUACAACGAGAAGUUGGUGUGCCAGACUUUGUUCUGCUGGAUCAAAUAACACUGGAAAAAUUCAUGGAUAACUUGAAGAAACGAUUUCAAGCUGGUUCCAUCUACACAUACAUUGGCGAAGUAUGCGUUUCGAUGAAUCCCUACAGACAGUUGAACAUUUAUGGUCCAGAGACAAUAAAAAACUACAAAGGACGAGAAUUAUUCGAGAAUCAGCCGCACAUAUUCGCAAUUGCUGAUGCCGCCUACAGAAUAUUGAAGCAGCGUCAUCAGGACACCUGUAUAUUGAUAUCGGGCGAAUCUGGCGCUGGCAAAACAGAAGCAUCCAAAAUCAUCAUGAAGUAUAUUGCAGCUGUUACAAAUAUUCAUGGACAGAAUGAAAUCGAAAGAGUGAAAAAUGUUCUGAUCCAAAGUAACGCCAUCUUGGAAACAUUUGGCAAUGCAAAAACCAAUCGUAAUGACAACUCGAGUCGUUUCGGCAAAUAUAUGGACAUUGAAUUUGAUUAUAAAGCUGAUCCAGUUGGUGGCAUUAUCACAAAUUAUUUAUUGGAAAAAUCGCGUGUGGUGCAACAACAGGCAGGAGAACGCAAUUUCCACAGUUUCUAUCAGCUUCUGCGUGGUGCCAACGACAAUGAACUGCGUCAAUUCAAUCUCGCUAAAGAUCCAUCCAAAUAUCAUUACAUGAAUCAGGGUAGCAUGGACAUUUUAACGGAAAAGUCUGAUUAUAAGGGCACAAAUAACGCAUUUAAAACACUCGGUUUUUCAACGGAGGAAAUUUCAACUAUAUGGCGCAUUGUGGCAGCCAUUUUACACUUGGGAAACAUUGAAUUUCAAAUGAUUGAGGAUGAUUUGGUAAUCAGUAACAAGUCACAUCUUCAGGCAGCAGCCCAAUUACUACAAGUUACCGAGAAUGAACUGUCAACAUCUUUGACCACACGAGUAAUUGCAGCUGGUGGUAAUGUAAUGCAAAAGGAUCAUAAUGCUACUCAGGCUGAGUACGGUAAAGAUGCCUUCGCCAAAGCUGUUUAUGAUCGGCUCUUCACUUGGAUUAUAACACGCAUCAAUCGUGCUAUUUUGUUCCGUGGUUCCAAGACUCAAGCUCGCUUUAAUUCAGUCAUCGGUGUUCUUGACAUUUACGGUUUUGAGAUAUUCGAUUCUAAUAGUUUUGAACAAUUCUGUAUUAACUAUUGUAACGAGAAGCUGCAACAAUUAUUUAUUGAAUUGGUUCUUAAACAGGAACAAGAAGAGUACCAACGUGAAGGCAUUGCUUGGCAAAAUAUUGAAUAUUUUAAUAACAAGAUAAUUUGUGAUUUGGUAGAACAACCCCAUAAAGGUAUGAUAGCUAUUAUGGAUGAAGCUUGUCUCAGUGUGGGCAAAGUUACAGAUGAAACUUUACUCGGAGCCAUGGACAAAAGUCUUAGCAGUCAUCCUCACUACAGUAGUCGUCAAUUGAAGCCCAUGGACAAAGAGCUCAAGCAUCGCGAAGAUUUCCGCAUCACUCAUUAUGCCGGUGAUGUUAUUUACAAUAUUAAUGGCUUUAUUGAAAAGAACAAGGAUACGUUGUACCAGGAUUUCAAACGUCUGCUGCAUCAUUCUUCCAAUGUGCACAUAAGUGAAAUGUGGCCCGAGGGCGCACAAGACAUUAAAAAGACCACCAAACGGCCCUUAACAGCCGGCACACUCUUCCAAAGAUCGAUGAUCGAUUUAGUCAACACUUUGUUGAAGAAAGAGCCCUUCUAUGUGCGCUGUAUUAAGCCAAACGAUAUUAAGAGUUCCAGCGUUUUCGAUGAGGAACGCGUUGAACAUCAAGUUCGUUACUUAGGUUUGUUAGAAAAUGUACGCGUAAGACGUGCUGGCUUCGUACAUCGUCAGCGUUAUGAUAAGUUUUUGCUGCGUUACAAAAUGAUUUCCCAAUACACAUGGCCCAACUUCCGUGCCGGUAGUGAUCGUGACGGCGUACGCGUAUUGAUCGAAGAAAAGGGUUUCGGUCAAGAUGUUAAAUAUGGCCACACCAAGAUCUUUAUACGGUCACCACGAACAUUGUUCUCUUUGGAAAAACAACGCAACGAAAUGAUACCGCACAUAGUGAUUUUGCUGCAGAAACAAGUACGUGGAUGGAUUGCACGUCAAAACUACAAGAAAAUGAAGGCUGCAAUGGUGAUAAUGCGAGCCUACAAGACAUACAAAUUACGUUCAUAUGUCCAAGAUUUGGCCACUCGUUUCCGUCCCGCCAAGAACAUGAAAGACUAUGGUCGCAGCAUCCAAUGGCCUCAUCCUCCAUUGGCUGGCAGACGUGCCGAGCCUGGUCUUCAUCGCAUCUAUGACAAUUGGAGAGCUUAUAUGAUUCUGCGCAAGUACCCCCGAUCGGAGUGGCCACAGUUGCGUCUUCAGAUCAUUGCUGCGACAGCCAUUAAAGGACGACGCCCCUACUGGGGACAACAGCGUAAGUGGGUGGGAGACUAUUUGGCCAAUUCGCAAGAUAACUCCGCUUAUUUGGCAUACAGUACGAAUGUAAAGAAUUUGAAGAAUCACGAUGGCUUCAAAUCAGUUCUUUUCUCAUCGUUUGCAAAGAAAUUCAACAAGCACAAUAAACAAGCCGAUCGUGCAUUCGUCAUUACCGAUAGUGCAAUUUACAAAUUGGAUGGAGCUAAACAUAAGUUCAAGAAUAUGAAUCGCUCCAUAUUUAUACAGGAUUUGACUUCGAUUAGCAUCAGUACGGGCCGUGAUCAGCUGAUAGUUUUCCAUUCACCCGCCAACAAUGAUUUAGUGUUUGCACUCCAGGGUGAACAUGGACCCCUUAAGGAGGAUCGUAUUGGAGAAGCUAUUGGUGUUAUUUGUAAAAAAUAUUACGAUAUUUGUGAUCGAGAGCUUAGAGUCGAUGUGUCUUCAAAUAUCGCCUGUCGCUUGGGUGGCAAAUCGCGCACAAUUAUUAUUGAGGCAGCGACCGGUGUGGAGAAUCCUAACUUCAGACAUGCAGCAGGAAACAUUAUAUUUGAAGUACCAGCCCACUAUUGUGUUUAAAACUCAUGAAACUUACACGCCAAUUUUCCAAAAAAAAGCAAAAUCUAGUUAAUAAGUUUUUCUUUUUAUAUAAAGCUGGGCUUUCUUUGUUACAUUCUUGUAUAAUUUAUUUUUCAAAAAAAUCUUAAUGUUUUUCCAAUUAUUUGUCUGUUAAACUACAUGCCUUCUAAUGUAAUUUUGAUCUAUGCUGUUUUUCUUUGUAUUUUUUUUUAAGAAAACUAAUUUUAAUGAUUGUUAAUUAUUGUAUGUUUAAUUUAAUAUGAUAUAUAGUUUAAGAUGAUCGUCUAUCAAUCAGUGGGUUCAAUAAUUAUGUAAAGAAAUUAUGAUAAAAAGUAUUAAGUGCAUUAUUAAAACGUGCAUUAUUAAUUAUUAUUUAAAUAUUUAACUAUUUAUAUUAAUACUUAUAUACAACAAACAUUUAAUAUAAUAUAAUACAUGCAUACAUACAUACAUACUUAGAUACUUAAGUACAUAAUAUAUAGUAAAUAAUACAGAUAUUUACAUACACAUACAUAUACAUAUAUGUAAAUCGAUAACGAAAUCACACAACAAAAACAAUGAUAAACAACGAAAAUUAAAGCAUUUUAUUUAUCACAUUAUUUAAAUGAUACAUAUUCAUACAACAAUACAUGCACAAAUUCACAUGCGAUUAUAUAUAUAUUCUAUAUAUGUACAUACACACAUAUGUACAUUCAUUAAUAUGUAUGUUGACUGUAUGUACUAUGUGCAUUAGACAUGCCCCAGUAAAAAUUUUACUUUUUUGAUUUCUUAAAAAAUAUUCCUAUUGGGAAGAUCCAUGUCAAAGCGGACAGCAGUCGGAUUUACCAUCUCCGAUUUUAAUGAAAUUUACCAAUUCCAGGUUCAUGCAGUUUUUUAAGGGUGCGAAAUAGUAAAUAAAACUCAAUUUCCCAAAAAUUUUAAAUGAGUGAAAAAGUACCAUUUGUUCUGCGUCUCCUCAUUUGAACUAUGUUUAUUGUUUUGUCAUAAAAUAAUACUUUUUUUGGAUUAAAACACAACAACUACUAUAAUAUAUUAGGACAAUAUGACUAAUAGCAGACCGUGUGAAUACCCCAAUUAUGUUAUAAUAAAUAUAAUUUAGGACAUUUUUUAAGACAUCCCAAACAUUACAAUAGUUUAUUUUAAUCUAAUAAUGAAAAAAAAAUCCCAUUCAAAGGAAAUCUAUUUUUUAAGGGCAUGUCUAAUGUGCAUUAGAGUGUCCCUAUGUUAGAAUAACAAGAUACUGAAAAAACAAACAAACUUUUUUAUCAGGGGGGAGGUUACUCCCUAAUUCGGUUCGAAAGGAAAUCAUUUCGAAUUACAAUGUAUUUUGCACACAAUUUCGAACAUUUUCGUUUUCGGAUUGAGUUACCCAGUAACCGCCCAUAUCUUUAGUUCUCUACUAAUGACUGAAAAUCAUGACGUCUUAGUGCAUUCUGAUGGAAAUAAACUGUUGGGAAUGCCAAAAUUACAGCAUAACGAAUUAAAGAUUACGAAACAUUAGAGGCCAACCAAAACUUGUUUCCCUGUGAAGCAAUAAAGUCGUUUGAAACAAUUUGUUUGAAGAAGUUUUAGUGAAGACUUGAUAAAAAUUUUAAUUUUUCCUGUAAUUUCAUCAACAUAUAUACAAUGUACAUCGCUUGAGUUGUAUUCCUACAGCUGUCCAUCGGGUCACUCUAAUGUAUAAUGCAUGUAUUGAAUGUUAUUUUGUUUAUUUGUAAAGCACACUAUUUAAUUAGGAGUACUUAAAUUAUAAAUGUAUGUAGUUUAUUUACAUACAUAAUAAAUAAGAAGUACAUACAUAUAUAUAGAAAAGUAAGAAACUAUUAAAAUAGACAAUCAUCCAUGGGGACAUUGACUAGUACAUUUUGUGAUUUCCAUGCAAAUAUUGCGAUUGUACGUCUCAUUGGAAAAUUGUAUACAAAGAAAUGGUGCCAUCCACAUACAUACAUACUCGUACUUAUUUAUAUACUUACAUACUAUGUACAUCCAUACAUUUGCAUAAUUAUUUCUUCUAAUAAUGUAUUGUUCAACCUUCAAAAUGCUUCAAUUAAAGAAACAUAAAUAAUUUUUAAAUUAAAUUAAACCUAAUACGGAGAGACCUUUAAUGAAACGUGUGCCUUUUUUAAUGGAGUGCUUUGAUUAUUUUUACACACAUACGAUAUAGUACAUACCACCUACCUACCUACCUAAACAUACGUUGAAAAUAAAGUUAUUUGAUUAAAAUGCAUUUUUUUCUUAAAAUAUCUACUACAUAAGUAUAUGCAUAUGCGAAGAUAUACAUACAUACUUACAUAUGUAUGUAUGUACACUGUACAUAUGAACGCUAAUUUAUUUGUAUUUUUUUUAUUAUUAUAUGUAUUAUUAAUUUUUGUAAUUGUACCAAUCAAAAUGAAUGUAAAAUUUUUACAAUAUAUUUUAAAUAAACAAAUUAGAUAUAUUUUUUAACAGUAA
Molecule: messenger RNA, 5822 nt
Organism: Calliphora vicina (urban bluebottle blowfly)
Lineage: Eukaryota; Metazoa; Arthropoda; Insecta; Diptera; Calliphoridae
Gene: Myo31DF
Product: Unconventional myosin ID
Exons: 10
Coding region: 345-3371 (1008 amino acids)
Biological process (GO): actin filament organization; vesicle transport along actin filament
Cellular component (GO): myosin complex; microvillus; cytoplasm
Molecular function (GO): microfilament motor activity; ATP binding; actin filament binding
Source: RefSeq, a predicted model, not a curated record